AUGGUCCGAUUCUACGGAACUAAUUUCGAUCCAGAGGAGCGGAUGUUCACUCAUUGCCUUCUCUCCUUCGAGCAAAUUCAAACAAUGCUUUGUAUGGGCAACCUCUUCACGUGUCCAAAUGGCUGGGAGUUAAAAGGUUUAUAUUGCUACAAAUUUUUCAAUAUCAGGCAUUCAUGGGAAAAAGCAGCAGAAUUAUGUAGGAGGUACGGCAGUGAAUUAAUGGUUGUCGAGAGCUACACAGAAAACAACAUGACGGCCAAUAUGGUACCAUCCAGUCCAAGCAAUAACCAUUAUUGGCUUGGCCUUGCGACUGUUGAUGACCUCAGAACUAACACACUGGAAUCGGCUGCCGGAGGUUUGGUUUCACAAUACGCAGGCUACUGGGCUUUGAGACAACCGAACCCAAAAGACGGUGAAUGCGUUGACGUCCACGUCACAUCGGAUAAGCAAUCGUGGGAACUAACCACCUGCGAAACCCUACUCCCCUUCAUGUGUAAAAGCGAUGCAUGCCCUGCAGGAACCUUCCAUUGCUCAAACGGAAGAUGCGUAAAUUCGGCCUUUAGAUGCGACAAACAAGACGAUUGCGGUGAUGCUUCCGAUGAAAUGGAUUGCUCUUCCGAAUGUCAUUUUUACAUGGCCAGCAGUGGAGAUGUGGUCGAAAGUCCAAGUUACCCUCACAAAUAUCCAGCUUUCAGCGAAUGUAAAUGGACGCUCGAAGGACCACAAGGCCAAAAUAUUGUGUUACAGUUCCAAGAUUUUGAAACUGAAAAGUCUUUUGAUACUGUUCAAAUAUUAGUGGGCGGCAGGACAGAGGAUAAAUCUGUUAACUUAGCCACACUAUCAGGGAAACAGGAUCUCUCCAGUAAACUUUUUGUAUCCGCUUCUAACUUCAUGAUUAUUAAAUUUAGCACCGAUGGUUCUGUAGAAAAGAAAGGUUUUCGUGCUUCUUGGAAGACUGAAUCUUCUAAUUGUGGUGGCGUUCUAAGAGCGACUCCUCAAGGCCAGGUAUUAACUUCUCCUGGAUAUCCAAAUGGAUACCCUGGCGGCUUAGAGUGCGUAUAUAUAAUUGAAGCCCAACCAGCUUCCAGUGGUGAAAUGCUAAUAAGAUUUAUAUCUGAUGCCUUGCACAAUGGAUAUGGAUGGAAAGCCACAUUUUCUGCAGAUUGCCCGCCGCUAAUAUCUGGCAUCGGUGCUUUAGCGUCAAAUAGAGAUACUGCGUUUGGAACUGUUGUUACUUUUUCGUGCCCAAUCGGACAAGAAUUUUCUACGGGGAAAUCAAGAAUCGUAACUCAAUGUCUUAAUGGAGGAAAUUGGUCUACCACCUAUAUACCAAGCUGUCAAGAGGUUUAUUGUGGUCCAGUCCCCCAAAUCGAUAAUGGCUUUUCAAUUGGUUCUACAAACGUAACCUAUCGAGGAGUAGCUACAUAUCAAUGCUAUGCUGGAUUUGCAUUUCCAACUGGACAACCCACUGAAAGAAUAUCUUGUUUAUCCGAUGGUCGAUGGGAGCGAACGCCAACAUGUCUCGCAUCUCAAUGUGUUGCACUUCCUGAUGUUCCACAUGCCAAUGUAACCAUUCUUAAUGGCGGAGGGAAAAGCUAUGGUACGAUUGUUAGAUAUGAAUGCGAACCGGGCUAUGUACGCUCCGGACAACCGGUUCUUCUUUGCAUGAGCAACGGAACUUGGUCCGGUGAUGUUCCGACGUGUUCCAAAGCUUUAUGUCCUAAAUUCCCCGAAAUAAAAAAUGGAUUCUUUGUUGAUCAAAGCAGAAUAUACAUGUUUGGGGACGAAGCAAGGGUUCAAUGUUUCAAAGGUUACAAACUUAAUGGCCCAAGUGUAUUAAGGUGUGGUCCAAAUCAAGAAUUUGACCCACCACCAACUUGUGAAGAUAUUAAUGAAUGUAUUAAUAGUCAAUGCAACUUAGCAACUACUGACUGCAAAAACACACAAGGAGGAUUUUACUGUCCUUGUAAACCUGGCUUUGCUCCCGUUUUGGAAUGUCGUCCAGUUGGGGAUCUUGGAUUAAUAAACGGUGCCAUACCUGAUGAAUCUAUCACUACUUCAAUACCGGAGUCUGGUUAUCAUAAAGGGAUGAUCCGAUUGAAUAAUGGUGGGGGUUGGUGCGGUGAUAAUCUCGAAGCAGGGGCUAAUUGGGUACUGAUAGACUUAAAAGCACCUACAGUUAUAAGAGGAUUCAGAACUAUGAGUGUUAUGCGAGCUGAUGGCAAUAUUGCGUUUACAUCAGCAAUUAGAAUUCAGUAUACCAAUGACCUAACAGACGUUUUUAAAGACUACACAAACCCUGAUGGAACUGCUGUUGAAUUUCGAAUACUGGAACCAACGCUCUCAGUUCUUAAUCUACCAAUGCCCAUUGAAGCUCAAUACAUUAAAUUCAAAAUUCAAGACUAUGUUGGAGCUCCAUGUUUAAAAUUAGAAAUUAUGGGAUGUGCUCGCUUAGACUGUGCUGACAUUAACGAAUGCAAUGAAAAUAACGGUGGCUGCGAUCAAAAAUGUUUAAAUACGCCUGGAAAUUACUCAUGCGCUUGCAAUAUUGGAUAUGAACUUUAUACAGCAAAUGGAACUGCUGGCUUUAAAAUUGAGUUGUCUGAAACUGGUGAAAGAGACGGCGACACAUAUCAAAGAAAUAAAUCGUGUGUACCUGUAAUGUGCCCGACACUCACGUCUCCAGAGAAUGGAAAAUUACUAUCAACGAAAUCGGCAUUCCAUUUCGGCGACAUAGUACAAUUUCAGUGUGAUUUUGGAUACGUAAUGUCUGGAUUCUCGUCCUUACUUUGUACCUCAAGCGGCACAUGGAAUGGAACUGCACCAGAAUGCCAAUAUGCUAGAUGUGUUACUUUAUCUGAUGACAAAAAUGAUGGUUUGCAAAUCAUACGAGAUGAUCCUGAAAGUGUUCUUGUUCCGUACAGAGACAACGUUACUAUUACAUGCACAUCACCGGGACGUCACCUGAGAAACACCGUGACAUCAUCCUUUAGGCAAUGUGUUUAUGAUCCAAAACCGGGACUUCCUGAUUAUUGGCUGUCUGGAUCAAAACCACAAUGUCCUCGUAAAGAUUGUGGCAUACCGAUGCCAACUCCAGGAGCUGAAUAUGGUCAAUAUUUAGACACAAGAUACCAAAGUUCUUUCUUCUUUGGUUGCCAAAAUACGUUUAAACUUGCUGGGCAAACUAGUAAACAUGAUAAUGUUGUAAGAUGCCAAGCAAAUGGCAUUUGGGACUUUGGAGAUUUGAGAUGUGAAGGCCCAGUAUGUGAUGACCCAGGAAGACCAGCCGAUGGCUAUCAAAUUGCUAGAAGCUACGAACAAGGAUCUGAAGUGUUAUUUGGCUGUUCCAGACCUGGAUACAUCCUUAUUAAUCCAAGGCCAAUAACUUGCAUGCGAGAACCCGAAUGCAAAGUAAUUAAACCUUUAGGACUUGCUUCAGGAAAAAUACCUGACUCUGCUAUUAACGCUACAUCUGAAAGACCUAACUAUGAAGCAAGAAAUAUCAGGCUUAACUCCGUAACUGGAUGGUGUGGCAAACAAGAAGCAUUUACAUAUGUGAGCGUGGAUUUGGGAAAAGUUUACCGCGUUAAAGCUAUCCUAGUUAAAGGAGUAGUAACCUCUGACAUUGUAGGACGGCCCACCGAAAUUAGAUUCUUUUACAAACAAGCUGAAAAUGAGAACUAUGUGGUUUAUUUCCCUAACUUUAAUUUAACAAUGAGGGACCCAGGAAAUUAUGGAGAGUUAGCUAUGAUAACGUUACCGAAGUAUGUACAAGCUCGAUUUGUUAUUUUGGGAAUUGUCAGUUUUAUGGAUAAUGCUUGCCUUAAAUUCGAACUUAUGGGUUGCGAUGAACCAGCUGUUGACCCUUUACUAGGUUAUGAUUAUGGAUACUCUCCGUGCGUUGAUAACGAGCCCCCUGUUUUCCAAAACUGUCCUCAACAACCGAUAGUUGUUCAAACUGAUGUGAAUGGUGGUCUAUUACCUGUUAACUUUACGGAGCCAACGGCUCUUGACAACAGUGGUGCAAUAGCUCGAUUGGAAGUUACUCCCCAACAUUUCAGAACUCCGAUUCAAGUAUUUCAUAACAUGGUUACUGGGAACUCAUGCCUCCGGCACAUGGUGCACUUAACUGCCUACCAGGCGAUAGAGGGAUUCAAUGUAUUGCUACAUGUAGCUCCGGUUUCCGAUUUACCGACGGCGAACCCGUUAAAACGUUCGUUUGUGAAACGAAACGGCAAUGGUCACCUAGCGCUGUGGUACCUGAUUGUGUUUCUGAAAAUACUCAACAAGCGGCUUACCAUGUUGUUGCAAGUGUACAAUACCGUGCUCUUGGAGCUGUUUCUAAUGCAUGCUUACCACAAUACAAAGAUUUACUCGCCCAAUAUGAUAACAUAC
Iphiclides podalirius (scarce swallowtail) is the source of this 4395-nucleotide messenger RNA. NCBI's taxonomy places the organism in Eukaryota, Metazoa, Arthropoda, Insecta, Lepidoptera, Papilionidae. The record is from the annotation of a GenBank genome assembly.